Molecule: messenger RNA, 4084 nt
Organism: Dermatophagoides farinae (American house dust mite)
Lineage: Eukaryota; Metazoa; Arthropoda; Arachnida; Sarcoptiformes; Pyroglyphidae
Source: RefSeq, a predicted model, not a curated record
CAACAAAAUGUCCAAUCCAUUUUUAGCCGAUCUUGAAGAAAGUUAUACUCCAUAUUCUGCGUCCGGAACACAAACACCAUAUUCAGUCGGAGCCAGAACACCAAAAAGACGUAAUUCAACCAAUCCGUUUGAAAUUCUAUCACCAGAAAAUGAAACUACCACAUUCCUUGACAACAACAAUGAUGAUGAAACAUCAAAUACAGCGAAAAAUUUUGCUAGUGCCAUUGCCGAUAUGUCAGCCGAUUUCUUCGAAAGUAUCAAUAAAACGUCAACAAAUUUUGAUGAAGAUGUUUUCGCUGAUGAACAAAACAAAAUCAAUGAUGAUAAAGUGAUUCAUGAUAGUGAUGAUCAUGUAAAUACAACAACAAUAACUACAGUGAAAACAAUAACCAAUUUUGAUUCGAAUAAUGACACCACUGUAUUCGAUCCAUUCCAAACCAUUAAUGAUGAUGAUCUAAAUUUCUCUUCCAAAAGAUCUUCAAUCGAACAAAGGAAAUCUUCAUCCACAAAUGAUGAAGAAAAUAUUCGAAAAAUAACCUCAUCAAAAGCCAAAGAAUUAUUUCAUUCAUCAAUGAAUGAAAUUGAAUUAUUGGCUGCAGCCAAUCGUGUUGAAGUUCAACCUGUAUCAACAAAUGCUGAAGAUUCAUCACCGAUAAGUCCAACCGAUUUAUUGAUGGCUCCACAAAAAAUUGAACCAUAUUCAUCCGAUCUAUCCGAUCUUUCCGAUAUAUCACCAAGUAAUAUUGUUGCGAAUGAUAUUCGCAGUGCCUUUGAUGCUUUUACAGCAAUCAAUGAUAAAAAAGAAGAAGACGAUGAACAGGGAAAGUUUGAACCGAUAACAUCGUCUGAGAUUUUAUUGCGUCGAGUAUCGAAGACCGCAGGCAGACAAAGCCAAGAUGUUGAUGACGAUGAUGAUGAUGAUGAUGAUGUAAUCAUCAGAAAAACAGGUGAACACCAUACAGAUGAGCAUGCUAUACGUAGUUCGUCCCAUUUUGAUCCAUUUACUACUGUUUUUGUUGAUUCACCAAUCACUUCUUAUUUUGAAGAUGGUGACAACAAUGAUGAAAUUGUUCCAGACUCAGCAACAUCAGUGACAAUGGCAGAAACAACACAGCAUAAAAGCAAAGCAAUAAAUCAUGCAAAGAUUAUUGGCCUUGAUAAUAUCAUAGGCAGAAAUGAUAGCCUUGACUUGAAUUAUGUUGGCCAACCAAAUGUUAAUGCUCAAGGAAUCAUUAAUGAUGCUUUCAACGAUGAACAAGAUAAUAAUCCUGAAUCACAAUCAAAAAAAGACAUAGAUGAAAGAGCAACAGAUCGAAUGUCAUCGGUCGAUAUUGCUGAAGUUGCUAUCGAAAAUUUACAACCUAAUUCAUUAAGGGAAUUAAUUGACAACAAUAUGGAUUAUCAAGCACAAACAACUGAUGGUGAUGAGCCUAGCUUGGAAUCGAAAGAUCCAUUCGAUACAAGUGGAUUCGAUUCGAAGGCUUUUGAGGCAUUUGAAUCUCGUUUCGAAGCUACUGAUAAAAGUGAAAAAAUUGUCCGUAUUGAAGAUGAUCCAUUUGCAUCACCAUAUAAAACGGCAAAAUCUAAUGCUAAUAAUCAAGAUGGUAUUGGAGGUUUUGAUACGUUCGAACCAUUCGUGCCCAAACAGCCUGAAAAUACACCAUAUAAAGUGGCCAAGAAACCAAAAAAGAAAAGAGAUUCUUUCGAAGAUUCCGAUUCAUUCGAUGAUGAUGGUGAUGAUGAUGAUGAACCAGAGGAAAGUUUUCGAAUUGUUAUUAGAGCUAAAAACAAUGAUACAAAUCAAUCGGAAGCCAAUUCAAAUUUGGCACUUCCGUUAUUACCACCUCCACCAAAGUCACCAAAGCGUCUUCCUCAAUCUGAAAAAGAUAUCGAACAAGAGGAAGGAGAAUUAUGUGAAGAGGAUUUAAUAUUGACCGGUUAUCGUAGUUCGUCAGCAAUAAAACCAAAAAAGACUGCAAAAAGUUUUAUCGAUGAAGAAUUUGAAAGAUUUUUUGCCAGUUCAGAAAAUCGUCGAGGUUCAGAAACUGCCGAUACGGCUACGACAGAAGAACCUGAAUGGCCAACUGCAUUUGGUGAAGCCGCUUCAAAACAACAACGUACAGCUGCUGGAACCGAUUCACCAGCAUCACCACAAACACCUCUUUAUGAUGAGGAUACAUCUCAGCCACUCGAAGAUUAUCCACCGCCAUAUCUGGGUGAAGGAUGGGAAAUGAUGUUGCGACAUCCGGCCAAGAAAAAGUUAACAGCAAAUCGUUAUUGGAAGAAAAUAUUUGUCCGUUUCAUACCUGAAACUUGUGUAUUACAAUUGUUUAAUAAGAAAGGUGAUGCUCAACCAUUUCAGGAGUUACCCUUACAAGCAUCGUAUUCGUUAUCGGAAAUUUCUCCACAACAAUAUGAUCAAUAUGGGAAGAUAUUCACUGUCAAAGUGCAAUACAUAUUUUAUCGUGAACGUGUCGGUGUUCGACCGGGACAAAUUGCCAAAGUCAUGCAAGGUCAGAUUCAAUCUAUGGGUGAUUUUGCCAAACUUGGAAUGCCUGUCGAACAUUCACCACAAAUCAGUGAAUUACUUAAAUUGGGUACACUUGAAUAUAAUGACAUUAAAGAACUAUUGACGGUUGUUGAAGAAUCAAUGUUUCGUAUGACUGUUCAUCGUGAUCGUGCACUAACUUAUCGUACUGAAGAGAUUCAAUGUUGUGUACAAGAUGAAUGUUAUGUUGAACAGAACAAAAUUGGUAUUGUUGAAAAACAAUUGGCUCGUGUUCGGAUAUUUUUUCUUGCAUUUUUAAAUGGAAUGCCAGUCAUUGAAGUUGGUAUAAAUGAUCUAAGAAGACAAGGCAAAGAAGUUGUUGGACGGCAUGAUAUUUUACCUGUAGUGACUGAAGAAUGGAUUCGUGUUGAACGACAAGAAUUUCAUUCCUGUGUACAAGAUCAAUAUUUUGAAACUGAACAAGUUAUUCGUUUGAUACCACCGGAUGCAUGUCAAUUUGAAAUGAUGCGAUUUCGCAUCCGUCCACCAAAGAAUCGUGAACUUCCAUUACAGGUCAGCGCUUAUAUGAAUAUUACACCAUCGAAAAUGGAGCUAAAAUGUGACAUUCUGGUACCUGGAUGUAUAUCGAGAAAACACGGACAAAUACCAUGUGAAGAUAUUGCCAUUCGUUUUCAUAUACCUGAAUGUUGGGUAUAUUUUUUUAGGGUAGAAAAACAUUUCCGCUAUGGAGCUGUUCAUUCCACUAAUAGACGUUCUGGAAAACUUAAGGGAUUGGAUCGUAUUCUGGGAACUGCAGCAAAUCCUGAACCUCAAUUGAUUGAAGUGACAGCUGGUUUAGCAAAAUAUGAACAUGCAUAUCAUUCAAUCGUAUGGCGUAUCCCAAAAUUGCCCAAAGACGGACAAGGAGCUUAUACGCAACAAUUAAUGUUGGUUCGUUUACCAUUAUCAUCAUUUGAUCGAAUACCAGAAACAUUUUAUGAUUUUGUUCAUGUUGAAUUUCGAAUGCCUUCGACAACCGUAUCGCAUACAACAUUACGAUCAAUUUCUGUUAAUUGUGAAACACCACCGGAUAAAUUUGUUCGUUAUAAUGCUAAAUAUGAAUAUAAAAUUGGUUUGAAUAUAACAUAUGAUGAGAACAAACCGGAACCUGAAUAUCUACGUGUAACAACAUUGAAUAAUGGUUCAUUGAAAACAUCAAGUCAUGAUGAAGAAGAACAUAGUAGUGAAGAUGAACAACCACAUGCUGCUGAUGAACCAGAUCAAGAUGUUGAUAUGUAAUUUGAUUUUUUUUUUGUUUUUAGUUGAUAUCAAUUAACAAUGAUCUCUUCAAGUACUACUUCAAUUAUUCAAGAACCACAUGCACCAUAUUCCAUACAACACCAACAUCUGUCUGUUCAUCCAUCACCUACCUAUUUAGUUUGAAAUGUUUUAUUUUUCUAUCAAUAAUAAUCAUCAUCACAUAAACCACAAUAAUAUGUACUAACGAAACGAUAGGCCGUCAUCAAUCAUCAUUCAUAUAUAUGGAUUAUCCUCGUGUAACCUCAUCAUCAUCAUCAUCAUCAUCAUGAAUCCAAA